AUGGAGCGGGCGGGCACCCGACGCGGAGCGACGGAACGUCCGCGACCGCGGCCGCCCCUGUGCGCGCUGCGGCUGCCGCCUCUCCUGCUGCUGCUGCUGCUGCUGCCGGGCCCAGCGGCCUGCCACCUGCGGUUCGCGGUGCCGGAGGAGCGGGCACCCGGGUCUCUCGUGGGCGACGUGGCCAGCGCGCUGGGGCUGGAGCUGCGGCGCCUGGGGCCGGGCUGUCUGCGCAUCAACCAUCUGGGCGCGCCCAGCCCGCGCUACCUGGAGCUGGACCUGGCGAGCGGAGCGCUCUUCGUCAACGAGCGCAUUGACCGCGAGGCGCUGUGCGAGCAGCGGCCGCGCUGCCUGCUCAGCCUGGAGGUGCUGGCGCACAGCCCCGUGGCGGUGAGCGCGGUCGAGGUGGAGGUACUGGACAUCAACGACAACUCGCCGCGCUUCCCGCGGCCGGACUACCAGCUUCAGGUAAGCGAAUCGGUGGCGCCGGGAGCGCGCUUUCACAUAGAGAGCGCGCAGGACCCCGACGUGGGCACUAACUCCGUGCAGACCUACAAGCUCAGCCCCAGCGAGCACUUCGAGCUGGACCUUAAACCCCUGCAGGAGAACAGUAAGGUGCUGGAGCUGGUGCUGCGAAAGGGGCUAGACCGUGAGCAGGAGGUCUUGCACCACCUGGUUCUCACAGCUGUGGAUGGAGGCAGUCCCGCCCGCUCGGGCACGGCCCAGAUCUCUGUGCGUGUCCUGGACACUAACGACAAUUCCCCUGCCUUCGACCAGUCCACCUACCGCGUUCAGCUUCGGGAGGACGCGCCUCCAGGCACAUUGGUGGUGAAGCUGAAUGCCUCUGACCCUGACGAGGGUUCCAAUGGCGAGCUCAGGUACUCCCUGAGCAGCUACACGUCAGACCGGGAGAGGCAGCUCUUCAGCAUCGACGCCAGCACGGGGGAAGUGCGGGUAAGUGGAGUGCUGGAUUAUGAGGAAGCCUCUUCCUACCAGAUCUAUGUGCAGGCCACCGAUCGGGGUCCAGUGCCCAUGGUGGGUCACUGCAAGGUGCUGGUGGACAUAGUGGACGUGAAUGAUAAUGCACCAGAGGUGGUGCUCACAGACCUGUACAGCCCAGUGCCCGAGGAUGCUGCCCUCAACACCGUGGUGGCCCUUCUCAGCGUCAAUGACCAGGACUCAGGCCCCAACCGGAAAGUGAGCUUGGGCCUGCAGGCCACACUGCCUUUCCGACUGAAUGGCUUCGGAAACUCUUACACACUGGAGGUGAGUGGCCCACUGGACAGGGAGCGGAUGGCUGCCUACAACAUCACAGUGACAGCCACUGACGGGGGAGUACCACAGCUCACAUCCCAGCGGACACUGCAGGUCGAGGUCUCAGACAUCAAUGACAACUCCCCAAGCUUCCUGAAGGACUCCUACUCCGUCUACAUCCAGGAGAACAAUUUGCCAGGGGUGUUGCUCUGCACUGUGCAAGCCACAGACCCAGAUGAAAAGGAGAACGCAGAGGUGACUUACUCCCUCCUGGAGAGGGAGAUUCAAGGGCUGCCCGUCACCUCCUAUGUCUCCAUUAACAGUGCCAGUGGCAGCCUUUAUGCUGUUAACUCCUUUGACUAUGAGAAGUUUCGGGAGUUCUUUGUGGCUGUGGAGGCCCAGGACAAGGGAAGCCCACCUCGGAGCAGCACUGUGACCGCCAAUGUGUACGUGGUGGACACGAAUGACCAUGCCCCUCUCAUCUUGUACCCUACCUCAACCAAUUCUUCAGCAGCCAUUGAAAUGGUGCCUCGAACUGCCUCUGCUGGCUACCUGGUCACCAGAGUCAUAGCCAUGGACUCAGACUCUGGGCAAAAUGCUUGGCUCUUUUACCAUCUGGUACAGACUUCUGACCUGGACCUUUUUAAAGUAGAGCUACACACAGGAGAGAUUAGGACUACCAGGAAGGUGGGAGAUGAGAGUGGAACCACUUUCAACCUGACCGUGGUGGUCCGAGACAACGGAGAGCCAUCCCUCUCUGCUUCUGUGGCCAUCACAGUGGCUGUGGUGGAGAGGGUUUCCAGAAUCCUCCCUGAUACUCACAGACAUGUUAAGAGUUCUCGGACAUACUCUGAAAUUACACUUUAUCUAAUAAUAGCAUUAAGCACAGUGUCUUUUAUAUUUCUUUUGACAAUCAUUUUUUUGAGCAUCGUCAAGUGCUACCGCUACACUACGUAUGGCACUGCGUGCUGUGGCGGCUUCUGUGGAGUGAGGGAGCGGUGCCCCGCAGAACUGAGCAAACAGGCCAAUAACAACAUUGAUGCCAGGAUACCACAUGGCCUCAAAGUGCAGCCUCACUUCAUUGAGGUGCGAGGGAACGGCUCCCUCACCAAGACCUACUGCUACAAGGCCUGUCUGACAGCAGGUUCAGGGAGCGACACCUUCAUGUUUUACAACACAGGGGCACAGACAGGACUGGGGCCUGGGGGAGCACAAGCAGCCGUGAGUGACAGCAGGCACCUCACAGGCCAAAGUGGGCAGACUGCCGGGAACCUGAUUAUUCUCAAAAAUGAGCCUAUUUCUCAAAAUGAGCCACGACAGCCCAACCCUGACUGGCAACCAGAGGCAGGAGAGGUCUCACCUCCAGUCGGUGCUGGUGUCAACAGCAACAGCUGGACCUUUAAGUACGGACCAGGCAACCCCAAACAAUCUGGUCCCGGUGAGUUGUCAGACAAAUUCAUUAUCCCAGGAUCUCCUGCAAUCAUCUCUAUCCGGCAGGAGCCUACUAACAGCCAAACUGACAAAAGUGACUUCAUAACCUUCGGCAAAAAGGAAGAGACCAAGAAAAAGAAGAAAAAGAAGAAGGGUAACAAGACCCAGGAGAAAAAAGAGAAAGGGAACAGCACGACCGACACCAGUGACCAGUGAGGUCAUCUAAUGGAAACAAGCCACUUAGCCAGUUUUCUAAUAAUGGCAAAUCUCUCCCAUGUAGCAACUCCCACCUCCCUUCUCCUACCCCACGAGCCCUCUCUUAGAGACCUCAGACAUCUGCACAAAGUUCCCUGUGUCUGUCUAGAUCGCAUUUAACAGAACAGGUUUUGUCUUAAAAGCUUUACCAAGUCUGGUGUUAACUCUUUUCUCUCCACUCUGGCUUGUUUUCAGAACCUAAAAAGCAGACCCAAGGUUCCUUUCUCCUCCGCCGCAAAGGAGAAGCUUCCCAGCCCCGCCAGUGAGAGGUUGGACUCUCUGCCCUGUGCUCCGGGGAUCCUGUCUUGAUGACACUUGCAGGGCAGGCGGAAAGGUUUUGAGAUUGAGCAGCCUGGGUAUCCAGGGCCACUGGGUUGUGUGGCCGCCGGCGUGCGUGAGUGCCAGAUGUGGGCUGGGGUGGGCGAGAUUAGACUAGUUGGUGCAAGGGGGGGGGCUGGUAAACAGAAUCAAAGGCAAGUAAACAGAGGGAGUGACUGAUCUGGAGGGGAAACAUGAAAAAACUAAAAGGAACCAGACUUUCUAAAUCUGACAACUCAAGAGGCAGUGGCCAGCCUCCAGCAGACAAAACCACCCCCACUGACAAAACUUUAGAAGUCCUGAAGUCUGUUGGCUGUGGAGUCAUUAUGCCUAAAAUGCAUUGUGCCUACAAGCCAACGGUUCAGCGUUAAACGGGGGCCAGCCGGGGCAGCAGAAGCAGAUCUGAUGUGCUUGCCGUGUAUGUCCUGUGCUCGCUUUAUUAAAAAUUCUUUUGCACACAAUGUUUAUGAAAAGGCCGGGUCCUUUUCCAGCAACACAUAUGCAAAAGCAAAAGCAAAAAGAAAACCCCAACACCUCACUUUAUGCUGUUUGUUGUUUGAUAGAUUUAUUUCAAAAAGAGAAAGUCUCUAACUAUAAAUCUUUAAAAGAAAUAUGAUAAAUACAAUUCCCCUAAACUCUCCUCAAAAGAGAAUUCAGUCUACAGCCAUUUAAAUGAUCAUUGCUGCUACAGAAGUGCUUUAAGAGAAUUGCCUGAAACCAUCUGUAUUAUACCGGCCACCUGCCAAUCACAGCUUUACUCUUUCAGGUCACUCUGGGGCUGCCUCUUGCAUGUAUUGAUUACUAAAUUAAAGGAUCUUUCUCUCUCUCUUUUCUAAGAAACAAUUAUGUGCACUUUGAAUACACAACCUUCUCUAGCCAACUGUAUCAAGACCGAGAAAUUAAAGAAAAAUACUGUUUUCUCAUACAUACAGUGAGCCGACUUUUCAAUCCUCUAAUUCUGUGAUUUGUCUUGGUGUGCUAGCCUACACCUUCUCUUUGGUUUAGUUUUCCUUUUCUAUGACACUCUGAAUUGCUAAUCUUGCUAACACCUAUGAUGUUACCUGAAUUCAAUCUCCCAUAUGUAUGCUGUAUGCUAUUAUAAGACUCCUGAAAUAUACUUACUCUGUGCUUGUGUAUGUGAAUGUUAAUGCAACUAUUACCUAGAGUGAACUUUAAGCUUUAUUGUUGAAUGUAAUUCCAUUAUAUUCCUUUUGUACACCUGUGAAAAAGUGGAGUAGUGGUUUUUUUUUUAACCAUUGUUAAUCAGCUUUUGUGUAUGAAAGACACAGUAAAAUUUCUUUCUUAAAUCAAGAUACUGGUGAUUCAAGGAAUUUUAUUUGUGGUCAGCCAUGAGCCGUCUCUUGCCAAGACUCCUGCUGGCAAGGGAAUGGAUAAAGCUGUUUUUUCCUAGUAACAAUUCUGGAAUGAAUACCGAAGAUAUUCUCUGAGGGUGUGCAAGCACAAAAUUUACCAACCUGGCCUCUUUGAAGGCGCAGAAUGCUUUGAAAUUCUAAUGCUAUCUGGAAUAUCAGCUCAUAGAGAAUAAUAAAAUUUGCUGUCACCUUAAAUAAGAAAUCUUAAUUUUUGUUAAAAUGUACAAUUUAGAAGUUUGAUUACUUAUAUUUUAAAAGUUGACAUAAAAGAGGUAGGAGUCUGUUAUUAAAACAAAAGCAUUAAAUCUCAGAAAAAAAAACCUGUGUUGUCUACUUUUAGCUUCAUUCUCCCAUAUUUUGAAGGGUGUGUAACUUCAGCUCUGCAGGAUUGCAUGGGGUAAAACUUGUUGCCAACACAUGAACCAUUGCUACAUUGUAGGUUGUGAUCAUUUUGCCCCACUGAAACCCAUGUACCUGACCUUACGUGCCUUUGGAAUACUAGGAGAAUCGGGCUAAUUUAAUAAUGAUGAUGAUUAUAAUGUAUUUGUACAGCACUUGUACAUUUGCAGAGUGCUUUCCAAUCCAUGUUAGUUACUAGUUAUUACAGCUGUAAGGAUAAAACACGUCGUGUGGAUUCAUUUUUAAUUGGUGCUAUUGGUAUUUCUCCUGUUAUUGCUAAUAAAUGGAAAAUGGUGGUAUGAAA
This is a messenger RNA of Manis javanica (Malayan pangolin), 5331 nucleotides long. The record is from RefSeq and is a predicted model, not a curated record. NCBI's taxonomy places the organism in Eukaryota, Metazoa, Chordata, Mammalia, Pholidota, Manidae.